Molecule: messenger RNA, 6615 nt
Organism: Plodia interpunctella (Indianmeal moth)
Lineage: Eukaryota; Metazoa; Arthropoda; Insecta; Lepidoptera; Pyralidae
Product: forkhead box protein D3-like
Exons: 1
Coding region: 4957-5853 (298 amino acids)
Biological process (GO): regulation of transcription by RNA polymerase II; anatomical structure morphogenesis; cell differentiation
Molecular function (GO): RNA polymerase II cis-regulatory region sequence-specific DNA binding; DNA-binding transcription factor activity, RNA polymerase II-specific
Source: RefSeq, a predicted model, not a curated record
UUUACGAAGUUCACUUGGUUUGGUUCAAUUCAAAAGGCAUCUGCCCAUUGAAUACCUACCUAUAAUUACUAUUGUCGUUGAAAAAUACUAUAAAUUAUGGUGAAUUAAAACUGUGGAUUAAAAUAAUUGAUUAAUUAAGUAUUCAACUACUUAUACCUACCUAGUAUUUUUCAGAAAAUACAAAUUUUGAAAAAAUAUACCUACUACCUAAUUAUCAAGAUAGGUAGAUGUUUUAGGAUGAAGUAAAAAAUGCCAUUGCAAAUUCGCACCAUUCAUAUCUGCCUAUUUUUACCGAUUCUUUUCAUUUCAUACAUAAGUCACUGAUUGAAAUGCUAGUAGUUUGUACCUAGCUUUUAUAAAUACUAUUAAUCAGAAUACGAAAAAGUGUGUGUGAAGUGAAGGUUUCAUGUAUUUCUGAAUUAGGUAAUGCCAUGGUAAUGCUAUAUCAUAGACAAACACAGUUUCAAAGAUUUACUGCAUGACAUGAAAUGAAACCAUCUUGAAACUGAAACUUUCAAGCUUUCAUUUUGUUUUAUAAGGAAUCUAUUAUAUGCCUGGUGUGCUAUUUCUUCCUUGGAAUUUUAACUGUCAAAAAUAGUUUUAAUUACUUUGCAUGUAGGUUAGGUAAAAUUCGUAACACCAGCUGAUAGUAUACAUUUUAAUUAGUACAGCUCUCAUACUCCAUGAUAUUUACUAUUGAAAAACGCCAUCUAUAAAUUCAUCUAAUAAUUAAAAACAAAAAUCAUCCUGACAUCUGUUCUGAAUUAAGGGAACUAAUCAGUAACAACUGUAGUCGCUAAUUUGUGAAAGAAACUGCAGAUGGCGCUAUUAAAAUGUGUUUAGUACUUCAACCAACCACCAGAUGUCACUGAGAUGAGAACACAAGGAAACGAAGGCAUUUUUUGAUUUCGGUCCAUUCCAUUCCAGUUCCAACCCAGAUAGGUAUUUCAUGUUUUUUUUUAUAUGAUCUAUGUUUACUAUGGAUACAAUAAAGUUAUUGAAUUCAAUAUUUUUUUCGCAUUUUGCCGGCUACACACUCUCGCCGAACUCAAACAGAUGCCGACGCGAAUGUAGCUAAUAUGAACAUUGCGUUUUGUUUGAGAUUUUACCGCAAUGAAAACUCAGAAAUUUAUGCCGAAUCCGCCGAAAGUCGGCAAAUUGUUUCGCAAUUGCACUGAUUGUGGUUAAUGGCUUCGACCAAUUUGCUUUUUGCAGCCUAGUUUGGUUUGGUAGGUUAUCAAAAAAUCACUCGUGUAAUGAAAUUGUUGUCGUUAUUCAUGAAUUAAUAUACCUAAUACUUUGUUGAAGAAACUACUUUAGGAAUAUGAAUUUUCACAAUUUGUUUGUUGCAGGAUUUGACUAUAAGUAUACCUACCUAUUGCAAAGUACUUAGCAGUAGUACCUAGGUACUUCUUCUACUAAACUAUAAAUUAAAAUUUGAUGGGAAAUAAUCAUUUUAAAUUUACUUGGGUCUUGGAUGUUAAUCUAUACAUUGUAUAUGUCAUAAAAUAUAGUAUCGUUGAGUUAGUAUCCCGUAACCCCGCAAGACUCGAACAUACUUUGGAGCAACUCAAUCUGUACGAUUUGUCUAUAUGUAUAUACAUUUAAUUUAAAAAACAUAUGCAUAUACCUUCCUAAAAUUUGUCCAGUCUUGUUGUCAUAGUGCUCAUAGCACAUCGAACUUGUACUUAGAUGAGUAGAGCUCCUGACCUCGUACCCAUAGCUACGCAAUCCGUAACUAACUUUGCAGCACUCCAGUAGCGUUAUACCUAUUUAAGUUUAUGUGCAAAAGACUUUGUAUUUGUGUUCAUUUACUGUCAUAUAGAUUUGUAUUCGCCCAAUGUUUGUAUGUACUAUAUUAUUGAUAGUACCUAAUUGUCAGGCCGUCGUUAUAUUUCAAACUAUGUUUUAAAAAAAAUGAUCUUCUGUUAUGAUAAGCUAUUACAUUAAAAAGUGGUUAUGGUGUGAUGGUUAAGACGCCCGCCUGGGAACCAAAAGGCCCCAGAUUCGAAUGCUACUCGUGCCACAUGAGUUUGUAUACCAAUCUGACUCAUGUGUUAAUAGUUUUCAUCGACCAUCACUUGCUACCGGUGAAGGAAAACAUCGUGAGGAAACCUGCGGUUGAUUAUCAACUUGUGUAUGAAAUGGAGAAGGCAACGGUUAACCAUUCCAUUAAUAAAGCCAAGAAAGUCGUUAUGUGUGUUUCAUUCCACGUAUGAUCUCAGCCAUGAGGAAUACGACUAUGAAGAGAUAUUAAGAUAGACAUAAUUGUGAAAAUACCCUUUUAUUUCCUGGAUAUUUCACAUUUUAACUUGUAUUGUUGUUGUACCUACUAUUGACCGAGCGAGCGAAGGGUCUACAAAUCAACUUGGUGCAAAAAUAUAUUUUUUGUAUAUGUAAGUACGUUUGUAACGCGAUAACUUUCGAACCGUUGGUCUGAUUUUGAUAGAAUUUAAAAGGUAUGUAGAAUCUGUUAAUAGAGUUUUUAAGUAUGUUCAGUCGUUUCAGUCGUUUUUGAAAUACUCACAAUUAUGUAAAAAUUUAUUGCAAAAAAAAUUAUGCAAACAACUAGUAUUCCUAAAAUAAAAAUAAAAUCUUUGAUAACUUAAGAUCUUAAAUAUUAGUUCUUAAAUACUUCUUAAAUAUUUUUUUAAAUUUUUCUUUUGUUACUUCUGUUGAUAAUAUCUUGAGCUUCGAAGAUGACACUGAAGGGCAAAUUACGGAAACCCCUGUUCAGUUUUCUUAAUUGAAUGCACAAAUAUUCCAUUAAUCGAAUUGGCUUCUGUUAGUUCCAUAUGACCCCUCGUAAUUAUUUUUCUUUACAUAGCUCACUUACAGUUUUAUUAUACGUAUUGAUAAUAGAUAUAUAUUGAUUAAGUUUUCUUUUUAACACCAUAUCCUAUAAUUAUAUAAUGUAUAUGCGAAAGGAAGUUGUUUGUUACCUCUUCACGCUUUAUCUCUUUAGUCAAUCUUCUUGAAAUUUUGCAUACAUAUAAUUUGAAGUACGGAGAAGAACAUAGGGUUUUCGUCCUGGAAAAUAAUGUUAAAUAGGUAUGGCGAAGUUGCGGACAACAGCUACUUGUAAACAUUUUAAACUCUUGUUUUUGUAGUUUAUAAAAAGGCGAUGAAAUAGGUGUAUAUAUAAGUACAGGGUAUUUUUUUUACAUUGCACAUAUUUUGUGAGCUGAAUAAAUACAAAAAUCGACGUAAAUUGGGUGAUCAACUGAGCGUAGAUAUUUUAUGGAAAGUCGAAAUUUUGUGUCCAUAAUUCACUGAUUAUUUCUAUUGGAAGGUGUUGUAUUCAAUUUAAUUACUGAGUUUAUUACAAAAUAUUGUGUUGUGUAUAAAAAAAUAUGUAAAGUAACUAAUUACCUAAGUAGGUAGUAGUAACUUCAGCUAAUGACUGUCUGUUUGCAAUAAACUCAAAAAUUACUGCAUGCGGAUUAUAUUAUACCAAUAUAUAAAAUCAAAAUCAAAUCAUUUAUUUAGAAUUUAGACCUUCAUAAAUACUACUUAGGUUUUAGAUUAUUAGACAAAGGUAGAAAAAAAGGUGGUGACGACAGCAUUCGCAAAGAGGGUUGACGCCAGACUUGACGAAAAUGUGAAAGUUUUUACGGGUUUCGGGUACACAGCCGAUAAUGAAACUGGGAACAUGCGAUGAUGUGACAGAGAGACAGAAAAAUGUAGACAAAAUAAAACUCACUUUAAAUAACUUUCCCGAAACCGCGCCUACAACAAACACAAAACAAAAAAAGACAACUCGAUACAAUUAAAACAAACAAACUCAUCGCAAAAGCGAACGGAUCCGACACAAUCGGGAAAUUUUCAGAGCGAAAUUCCUUCAUUACUGUACAAUACCUACAGACAUACAAAUAACUGCGUCCAAUUUAAAUAACAGCCUUGCAAAGCUGAAAAACAAGCGCGUAACCAAAGUUGGGAAUAAAUUAGCAACCCCCCCAUCACCCCCUUACCCAAUGUGUACACUGAGCAGAAUAUUAUUUGCCUUGCCAGACAAUAAUAGGAUCUAGUGCCCCGCCCUGACAUGUUAGCUUUAGCAAGCCACGCCCAAACCAAGUCCGCUCGUCAUUGGCCCAAACUGUUACCCCUCUCGCUCACCCGUAUCUUCCGUCUCGCUCUCGCGUAUAGCUUUUCCCCGACGCCCGAGGGGUAAAUGUUUUGGUAGGAAACAUAUACGGGGUUUUCUCCGCAUUGUCAAGGUUUAAAUAUUUUUUACGUUAUCCGAAGAAUACCUGAAUGAAUGGAGUACUAGAAUUCGCUUUAUGAGAUUUUUUCAAUAAGAAUCCUUUACGGGAUUAAAGGAUCACGACUCGCACAUAUUUCUUUAAACAGUUGCCUUAGAGAUAUUUUAUUACUUUUCCGUUUGAUGUUGCUGUGAGAGGACUGUUGUAUAUCUUAUAUUACGGGUGGUAUCAUAAAUUAUGGGACUCGAUAAUGUUGCUUAGUAAGUCAGUAGGUAUAGGAGUAAUAAUAUGGAGUUUGUUUCAUGAGGGCUUACCUAUUAAUUUCUUAACUGACCAAAGUUUCGCAUCGUUGUGGUAAUCUAGGAUAUGUUGUAAAUACUUAAAAAAAUAUAUUUAAAAAAAUGCGUCCUAUGGCUACCUAGUCACGAUUUAAACUUCAGACAAAACUUAGUUUUCAACAUAAAAAACGUUGUUCUCCGAAUUUCCAAUAAAAAUCUGUCACAACAGAAAAAAUACGAAUACACAAAGUCGAAUUGAUGGGCACGAAUCAGACUAAUAAUUAUCAGUCGGCGGCCUGAAAUUCAUGCACAAAGCGCCGACCCGCAGUAAUAAUAACGACAAUUGUUGUGUUUACUGGAACGUAAACGCUGGUGGGGCGCCCGGGGGCGGAGCCUGGGGCAGAGGCCCGUCGCCGGGGCCUCGCGCUCAGUCCGCGCCGCGCCACGCGCCCCAACGCACCUCUGACAUGUAAAGCAUGGAAGAUAGUGAUCUCGAUCAAUACCGCGAUAUGAUUAUCGAAGGCGACCUGCCUCUGGACUUGCGACCGCCGCCGAGACUCUACCUGCCGCACUACCUUCGCGACGACACCUCCGAGUAUCCUCAGGACGACACCUACGUCUCCGUCGACGAGGACGCCCCUGAAGUGCCGCCCCCGUCCAGCGAUUCCGACAGAUACGACGCCUCCAGCCCCAUCGACCACAAAUCUGCAUCGCCAAAGAAACCCAAGUCGAAGUCUUCUUCGCAACUCAUCAAACCGCCUUACUCCUACAUCGCCCUCAUCACCAUGGCGAUACUUCAGUCUCCACACAAGAAGUUAACGUUAAGUGGAAUUUGUGAAUUCAUUAUGACCAGGUUUCCUUAUUACAGAGAAAAAUUCCCAGCGUGGCAGAAUUCUAUCAGACAUAAUCUGAGUUUGAACGAUUGCUUUAUAAAAAUCCCUAGAGAACCUGGGAAUCCGGGGAAAGGGAACUAUUGGACGUUAGAUCCUCUGGCGGAGGAUAUGUUCGACAAUGGGAGCUUCCUCAGGCGUCGGAAGAGGUACAAGCGGCCGGCGCCGUCGCUGCAGCACGCGCACGCGGUGGUGGCCAUGUUGGCGCGGGAGGCGUACGCUCCUCUCCUGCCGCUGCCGUGCUACCUGCCUCCAGCUCCCUUGCUGACGCUGCCGCGACCUCCGCCGGCUGCCUUGAGACCCGUCCCGUUACCACCAAGAGUAGCAGAAACUACAGAGCCGCGGGAGAAACGAUCGAGAAACGGGUUUUCGAUCGAGUCCAUUAUCGGUUCUCAAGACUCUUCUGUGAAUUCAGAGCCGCGGCGGAGUGCGUUUUCUCCAUUGCACCAGGGCAAUGGCCCGCCUGACGACUGGGCCAGGUGAAUGUACCUAAACGGGUGCGUUUCGAGUCCAUCCCCUUACUGAAGCGUCCCGACGGGCGGAGACGACGCCUCGCCUAUAGACUGACCUGUGAACCAGUGAACUGUAAUAUAAUGCAUAAUAAAACUGUAUCGAGUAUUCUUGCUUUAAUCAAAAUUGAUCAUAGUGAUAGACUAAAAUGACCAAGCCAAAUAUAGUUACCAGAUUUUUUGUUGCCGAAGAGUAAGUACCAAAUAUUUGUUUUAAUUACGAGCGCAUGUUUCAAAGAUUGUGUUCAGACGUGGAGUGUUGUAUAGAAGCUGAAUAAUUCCAUAUGAAUAAUUACGUCCGUAAAUUAAGGUGUAAAUUAAUGCGACCACGUGCCAAAACUUUAAUGUUGCUACUUUUUAGUUAAAAUAACCUUAAACUUAUAUCAGCUUUUCCUAGGUGCGUCUGUGUUAAAUUUAUUUUUACUGAAUUAAUUAAAAAGUAGCUGCAUUUUAAUAAAAAUCUAGUCAUUUAUGUACAAAGUAGUGUCAAAUGUGAGUUUUUUGUAAAUAUUUUCUUAGGUAUUUUUAUUGUAAGUAGAUAAGCAAUAAUUUUAGAACUAAAGGCGCGUGUACACAGAGUCCUGUAAGUUGAAAUAAUUUCAAUUAAAUUAUGAUUAUCCUGAACUACCUACGCGAGUUUUUAUACUGUUUUAAAACAUUAAAAUUGUAUUUAAAUGUUACAAUGUAGUAUAUUUUUGUGUAAUAUCUUAUUUUUAAGGAUAAACAUAAAAUAUUA